This is a messenger RNA of Centruroides sculpturatus (bark scorpion), 921 nucleotides long. Its product is annotated as histidine-rich glycoprotein-like. Bases 1 to 921 code for a protein of 306 amino acids. The transcript has 2 exons. The record is from RefSeq and is a predicted model, not a curated record. NCBI's taxonomy places the organism in Eukaryota, Metazoa, Arthropoda, Arachnida, Scorpiones, Buthidae.
AUGUUCUUCCCCUGGUAUCUCCGGGGUCAACUCUACACUUUUGGUGUGGUGUGUCUCUUAAUUUUUGUAAGCGGUGAGAAAGAAGAUGACAAAGAUUUAGUUGCAGUAGGCAGCGAUCUUAUAUUUUCAGCAUCUCAUCAUCACCAUCAUGGUCAUCAUGACGGUGGUCACGAAGAAUGGGAUCAUCACGAUUCACACUGGAAGAAAGGGCAUGAUGACCACGGAGACCAUGGACAUGGCCAUAAGCAUCACCACGACGAACAUGGACACUGGCAUAAGCACGGAGGCCACGGCCACCAUGAUAAAGGCCACCAUGGAUUCGAUAAGCAUGGAAUGCAUCAUAGUGGCCAUGAUCAUCAUGGGCACGAUCAUCAUGGAGGACACCAUCAUAAACAAUGGCAUGGACACGGAUCGCACGGACACAAACAUGGUGGGCAUAGUCACAAGGAUCGAGGCCACAAAAAACAUGGCUUUAAAAAUGUUUAUCAUAAAGAGGAACAUGGUGAUCAUAAAUCUUAUCACGACCACGAGCAUGGUGGACAUUUCCAUAAAAAUCAUAAAGAAGAUCACCACCAUCAUAAACAUCACGGUGAUAAAUAUCACAAACAUCACCAUGGUAAAAAGCAUCAUUCUGAUCACGAACAUGGCCACAAAUAUCACAAGCAUGGUCAUGGAGGACAUCACCAUCAUCACGGAGAUGACUGGAAAAAGGGAGGAAAACACCAUAAGGAACAUCACGAUCAUAAACAUCAUGGGGGACAUCAUCAUCAUGAUCAUCACGAACAUGGUGGUCACGGACACAAGCACCACGAACAUCAUCACGGACAUCACGGAGGCGGUGGCGGCGGCGGCGGCGGACAUGGACACCAUCAUGGUGGAGGCGGCGGAGGUGGCCAUCAUCAUCAUCAUCACCAUCAUUAA